Messenger RNA from Cryptomeria japonica (Japanese cedar), 1753 nucleotides. Its product is annotated as elongation factor Ts, mitochondrial. Bases 218 to 1411 code for a protein of 397 amino acids. The record is from RefSeq and is a predicted model, not a curated record. Gene Ontology annotation, cellular component: mitochondrial matrix. Gene Ontology annotation, biological process: mitochondrial translational elongation. The transcript has 8 exons. Lineage: Eukaryota; Viridiplantae; Streptophyta; Pinopsida; Cupressales; Cupressaceae. Gene Ontology annotation, molecular function: protein binding; translation elongation factor activity.
UAACAUCAUUCAUAAUAAAAUUCAUUGCAAUAUGACAUUGCACUCACGACGACUGGAAAAUUCGAAACAUAGUGAUUAGCUGUUGUUUUAGGAAUUGGUGGAAUGAAUGCAUUUGCAUCUCCUUCGAGAGCUCUGCUUUUCCAAGCUUCGUUGGGUUAUACUUUAACAUGAACAAUCUUCUGUUGCAGUAGUUUUCAGGAGUCAUAACCUAUAAAAAAUGGCUUGUGCAAGCAAAUUCCAACGUCCGAUCUCAUCUAUCCUGAAACAGUUCAAGAUAUCGCACUGUUAUUAUUCUUCAUAUGGGCUUCAAUCCAAUCUAUAUCAAUCAAAACAUGGCAGCGGAAUCAACAGGGAAACAUUCCAUUCCUCACCCACAUCACGCUUCAUUGAAUUUGACAACAUGCGCAGAAGAUACAGUGUGGAGGCUGGGGUAUCGGAGCAAGCGAAUCUGAUAAAGCAGUUAAGAGAGAGAACAAGUGCACCCAUGAAGGAUGUCAAAGCUGCUCUUGUUACUUCCAAUUGGAACCUGGAGGCUGCAUACACAGAGUUGAGGAAGAAAGGAAUUGCAGGUGCGUCCAAGAAGGCAUCUCGUAUUGCAGCUGAAGGGACAUUGGCAUUGGCUGAGGAUGAGAAAACAGCUGCUGUUAUUGAAAUUAAUUGCGAGACUGACUUUGUUGCUAGGAACGAAAUAUUCCAGUAUCUGGCACUAUCUAUUGCAAGAUCCGUUUUGACCAUGGAAUCUUUACCCAAAGAUUUAUCACAAGCUGGGACGAUAAAUCCAAAAGUUUUAGAGGAAAUGAAAAUAAAAUUGGAUCAUCCUAAAUUAUCUGGGGAGACAACUGUUCAAAAUGCUCUAAUGGAAGUUGCUGCCAUCAUGGGAGAGAAUGUGAAGCUUAGGAGAGGUUUUGCUUUGUCUUCUACAACUGGCAUUGUCUCCUCAUAUCUUCAUGCCUCUCCCCAACCAGGGCUUGGUCGUAUGGCUGGCCUCUUGACAUUGGAGGCUGAAAAUGGGGGUGCACCAUCGGAUGCACUUCAAAGGGUGGGCUUAAAUGUUGCCAUGCACAUUGUUGCAUCUAGGCCUCAAUUUCUCUCAAAGGAUCACGUUUCAACAGAAGCUUUGGAGGCUGAGCGUGACAUCCUUAAAACUCAGGCUGCUGUUUCUGGAAAACCUCAGGCUGCCAUAGAGAAAAUGGUGGAAGGUCGGUUAAGGAAGUUUGUGGAGGAUGUUGCACUUCUGGAGCAGAAGUUCGUGAUGAAUGAUAAAGUAAAUGUUAAGUCAGUACUGGAUGAUUUAUCAAAGGAGGUAGGCCAGCAGAUAAAAGUGGGCAGUUUUCUUAGGGUGGAGGUUGGUGAAGGCAUCCAGAGGAAAGAGACUGAUUUUGCUAGUGAAGUAGCAGCUCAAGUUGGAUGAUGCAGUUACUUUUGUUAAAUAUUUAUUCGCUGUAUGGAAUCGCCAUACAAUGUUUUUGGAAACAUGAAAUCUUGAAGAUUUUUGGAAAUGUAUAUUGGCAUCUGUUCAUUGAUGCAUGCCAAGGGAUUUUCCAAAUCCAUUUGCAAUUUUGUUAGUUUUGAUUUUAGGAUGUUCAAUGAUCUUGAAAGCAUGAUGGUAGUUUUGUUUCUUCAAUGGUAAUCAUAGAUAUUGUUUCGCAUUGAACAUGGGAGAGGAAAUUGUAGAAAUGGAGGCAAAACUAAUAAUUCAAUUUCUCCUAAAAUUGUAAUAUAACAAUUCAAUAUAUAAUAAAUUUGCAAUGCC